Messenger RNA from Sycon ciliatum, 1706 nucleotides. Its product is annotated as methylthioribulose-1-phosphate dehydratase-like. Gene Ontology annotation, cellular component: cytoplasm. The transcript has a single exon. The coding region runs from base 205 to 912 and encodes 235 amino acids. The record is from RefSeq and is a predicted model, not a curated record. NCBI's taxonomy places the organism in Eukaryota, Metazoa, Porifera, Calcarea, Leucosolenida, Sycettidae. Gene Ontology annotation, molecular function: methylthioribulose 1-phosphate dehydratase activity; metal ion binding.
AAAUCAGGAAUGGGUGCACGACUCAUUUUUCAUUGCCAAUUGUAAGAAUUAUUAUUCCCUUCAGUGUCAUCUGCUUUUCUCAAGGGCGGAGGCAUUUGCUGCAAGCUUAUCUGGAAGACGUGAACGAGUGACAGGCGUUCCUUGAAGCCAGUGUUCAAGGUCGAGAGCAUCAAACCAAAAACUGUGCUUGGCUAAGUCUUCAAAAUGCCUUUGAAAAACAAAUGGACAGAGCAGCCUGAGUAUGAGCAUCUCUCUGAGAACCAUCCCCGGAUUCUGAUUCCGAUGCUAUGCGAGCAGUUCUACCACAUGGGCUGGGUAACAGGUACUGGUGGAGGAAUCAGCAUAAAGCACGAAGACUUGAUCUACAUCGCCCCGUCUGGAGUGCAGAAGGAGCGCAUUCAGCCCAAAGACAUGUUCAUCAUGGACGAGAACGGCAAGGAGCUGGAGCGGCCCGCCAACCCUGCCCUCACGCCCAGCCAGUGCACGCCGCUGUUCAUGAACGCGUACCUGAUGAGACGGGCCGACGCGGUCAUUCACACGCACUCCGAGUCGGCCGUUCUGGUUACUCAACUGUUUGCCGGACAGCCGCACUUCCAGAUCCAGAGCCAGGAGAUGAUCAAGGGCAUACUGAAAUACACGACCGGCAAGCCGCACGUCUACCCGGAGAAGCUCAUCGUGCCCAUCAUCGAGAACACGCCGUUCGAGAGGGACCUGCGCGACUCGAUGGCCAAGGCCAUGGAGAAGUACCCGGACACGUACGCUGUGCUGGUGCGGGAUCACGGAGUGUACGUGUGGGGGCCGACGUGGGAGAAGGCGAAGACGAUGUGCGAGUGCUACGAUUACCUAUUCCAUUUGUUCACCGAGCAAGUCAAGCUCUUCGGCAUCGGCUAUGUCAAGUCAUCAUGCGAGUAGGGACCUUAUAUAAGUGUGUCGUGCGAGUUGUAGACCUACGAGUGCAUUACGCGAGUGCGAGACGUCCGAGUGCAUUGUGCGAGUCGUAGACCUACACAGUACACACGUUGAUCUGCUGACUUGAAGUAGUUAGGUGUAUGCUAGUGUAUGCCCGGAGGUAUGGUGGCUGAUAUCUUACUUGAGCUGCUCCACUGAACAGAGUGCUCCUGGCUAGCAUCCUCAUGGAAUGGUUUAUGCCAGGGCAGUGUAGGUGUUACACCAGCAGUGCGGCAGUCACACCCGCAGCAAACUGAUAGCGCAGCUCCAUGGGCGGUAUAGCAUGGCUGCGUGUGCGUGCUACACAUUUGGUGGAGCACUUGACCGGCUCUGCAUCACCGCCACACACCGUCAUUCAUGACAGCACCGCUGUUGUCUAUCAGGUAUGCGUUCUGGCCGCGAUCUUGUUGUUUUGCGCAAGCUGUCAAACUUGAACCGCAGUUCAAUAAGAAUGUGCAUACACAUGUGCUGAUAUGAGAAUUUCUGCCAAGAAUGCUCAUUAGGCCAGGUAUGAACUAUUCAAUUUUUGAAGUUCUCAAGAGUGCCUCUUGACUAAGUGAAAUGCUGAGUCUAUAUUUACAUCUCUCGAUACGAGAACAGGCAUAGUACAAGAUGCUGAAUUCCUUUUUUACAGUGCUGAUUUGCCUGUUGUUGUUGUUGUAUCUCCUUGACCAUUGAACUGAAUAUUGCACAGGUUGCAAUGUCAGACGUUAUGCUACAUGUGCGGACAGGUGCCGUCAUCAUGCUAAGUCCAGUAG